UCAAAACACCGUGCUUCACAAUGGCAGCAUCAGGCCUUGAGAGUGCGGGGAUUGUUCUUAAUGCGUUUCCGAUUGCCAUCAACACGCUUGACAUAUGUCGCGAUGCUGCAAAACUGGUUGGGUUGUUUCUCCAAAUUAAAUUAGCAUACAAAAGAUGGCGCGAUGAUUUGGAGUUCCACAGACUCUUAUUUACAAAGAAUUUGCGACAACUUCUACUGCCUCUCGUACUGGAUGACGACACAAUUGAGGAGCUUUUGCUGGCGCCAGGAGGAGAUCGCUGGAGGGAAGAACGAGUCACACGGCUUUUUGAAGAACGUCUCGGAGAUUCAUAUGACCUUUACAUGAAAUUUAUAAAUGGUAUGAAUCAGACUAUGGACGAAAUAAACAGAGAGCUCGCUGUCGACUCCAGCUGGGCUCAAAAGAUGAUGCUCAAUCAGUCGCAAGCAUCAAAUAGCGAAGAAAAAAUGGCAGACUUUUUAACUCGUCAAUUACAUAAGUUCAAGCUUAGCAGUAAUGAGACUGCCCGCAAACGACUUUUCGGAGAAUUACAGCAGUAUAAUGAUAAGCUCGAGAAGCUUUUAAAAGCUAGCGAUGAAGAUAUACGCAUGCAACGCGAUAGAAAGUCAAAAGGUCAAUUAGACAGCAUUGACUUGGGAGUGUGUAAUAUUUGGAGGCAGGCCAAAAGCGUCUUCCAAGCUCUUGCUUCUGCGUGGACCUGUCAAUGCCAGCAGCAUGGCGCGAAAUUGCUUCUUCAACAUCGGACAACGCCAAAGGCCGAAUUCGAAAUCACGCUUUCGGGAUUUACUACGUCUGAAUACGAAAUUCGCAAAAUAAGAAUUUUAGAAGCAGAGGAUAUAGCGUUGAAACAGAGCACCAGUACUUUGGAUAGUGUUCCUAUUCCCCUCCACCAACCAAGCCACAGAUGGACCCAUCGGCUUAUAUCCAGACUCCGACCAAGAAACAACAAAGGAGAAUCUACCAAGAAUCCAAGGGCUCAGUUAUCUGUAAGACUUGGGCGCGUUGAAACAAGCCUUAGUCUCCAAACAGACGACCAGAUAGUGAAUCUAUGUGCUUCUUUGGAGAUUUCUGAAGUGUCAUACUAUGGUUAUCUCUUACGAGAAGAGUGCCGUUAUCAUGUUUACAACAUAUCUCGGCAUUACAGCCAGGCAGUUCGAUCGGUGACCCUGGACCAGAUGCUUCGCGGCGGUGUUUCUCCACCAUUAACUCGUUCGCAACGAUACAAUCUAUCAUUGAUUCUAGCAUCAACAUUUCUUCAACUGUUAAAUUUCCCGUGGUUGUCAGUAUUCCCAAAAAGAUCUGAUAUCGUUUUCCUUAGCAGUCAUAAUGAAAACGCAAGGAUCCUCCGAUUAGAUCAGCCAUAUAUAAGCCACAGCUUCAGACCUUCAAGUACACAUGACACUAUUUCUUCACCAGAGGAAAUUUUCAGCUUCAACGACGCCCUUGACCAUCUCGGGAUUAUGCUUUUAGAGCUUUGCUUUGGUCAAGUCAUGGAGGACCAGCCCUGGAGAAAAUGUCUACCGGCAGGAGUAAAUGAUCAAGAGAGGAAAGGAUUCGAUAUAUUGGCAGCCCGAGGAUGGCAGCGCCAUGUAAAUGAAGAAGCCGGCGGGGACUAUGCCGAAGCAGUCUCUUGGUGCCUUGGGGGAAAUCGAAUCGCAUCACCAGAACGGUGGAGACAAGAGAUGCUGCGUAAGGUGAUACAGCCUCUGCAUAGGUGUCGCGAAUAUUUGUCAAAUACUGGGGUUGAGAUAUAAAUCAACGUAAUUAUGAUGAUGAGACUGAGAUUAAAUCUAAUAGAAAAGAUUUGCUAG
Messenger RNA from Trichoderma atroviride IMI 206040, 1829 nucleotides. RefSeq lists its product as uncharacterized. Lineage: Eukaryota; Fungi; Ascomycota; Sordariomycetes; Hypocreales; Hypocreaceae. The record is from RefSeq and is a predicted model, not a curated record.